This is a messenger RNA of Lineus longissimus, 3828 nucleotides long. Its product is annotated as follicle-stimulating hormone receptor-like. Gene Ontology annotation, molecular function: protein-hormone receptor activity; G protein-coupled peptide receptor activity. Gene Ontology annotation, biological process: hormone-mediated signaling pathway; activation of adenylate cyclase activity; adenylate cyclase-activating G protein-coupled receptor signaling pathway. NCBI's taxonomy places the organism in Eukaryota, Metazoa, Nemertea, Pilidiophora, Heteronemertea, Lineidae. The record is from RefSeq and is a predicted model, not a curated record. Gene Ontology annotation, cellular component: plasma membrane. The transcript is spliced from 9 exons. The coding region runs from base 24 to 3011 and encodes 995 amino acids.
ACGACCACACAGGACGCCUGACCAUGUGGAAUAUUAAACUUUACGCUAUUUUAAUUCUUGCGUCACUUAGCCAGUUUCCGUCCAUAGCAGUUCAGGACAGUGGUGGACGGGGGUCAGGGAAGGUUGUGAUGAUAGGCUUGGAUUCUUUGGAGUUAGGUUGUAAGGUAUCUUGGCCGCUUGGUCACGCGUUGUGUACGGGACGAAACAUAACUUCAGUGCCGCAGGAUCUGUCGGAAAACAUCACGCAAUUGACUCUUGCCUACACAGCCAUAGAUGAAAUAAAAAAGAACGAUUUUGAACGUUAUCGCCAGUUAGAUAAAUUGUAUAUCACGGAAGAUGACAGCCUGAAGGAGAUCGAGCCCUUUGCCUUUGACAGCCUCCGAAGAACCUUGCUAAAACUUGAGCUUGAACUCCUUCCGAAACUGUUCAAAAUAAAGAGUGGCAUUCUGUGGAAGUUCUUCAAAUUACAGGAACUAAUCAUAUACAAAUGUGGACUGCAGAUGUUUCCGAAUCUUUCGCGGUUACACAACAACGGGUCGAUACAACAGUGGGUUAGCAUUCAGAUGCAAGACAAUAACAUCACCACCAUCCCUGCCUACACAUUCAGAAACGUCCAUGCCUAUGACGUAAAAAUUGGUGGAACGCGUCUGAAGGAAAUCCAAGACUAUGCUUUCUGGGGCGCCAAGAUCCAAAAGCUCUAUUUUGCCCAAAGUCCAAAUCUUGCGGAGUUGGGAGAGCGGGCGUUUGACAACAUCACGUCGCUCACACACCUUGACCUCUCCAACACCUCCAUCACACGCCUCCCAUCAGUUGGUCUUCACUACAUCAGGGAACUGGUUGUGCGGAACACACCCUCGCUGAGAAAACUGCCCUCUGUCGGAGCGUUCUGGAACAUCGAGAGAGCUGAUGUGACCUACUCGUCGCAUUGUUGUGCUUUCAAAUACCCGGACAGACAAAGUCCGGAGGAAUAUGACAAAUAUCAAAAAAUGCAUCGGAAAUCGAUGGAGAAAUCAGGGAAAGGGAUAAAGUUCUGCAACCAAUCGGCAAGUGAUGCCGGAGCUUGGGUCAGCUCCGUCACAUCGAGCGACCCUCUCUUUAUAGCUGACGAAAAAACACCAGUACGGAGACGCAUUAGGAGUUUGAAUGGGGUGCGUUCCCACUCAAAGCGGAGACAAACGCGUUAUCUUUAUGACUUUAUGUAUUACAACUCUGAUCUCCCGACUGAGAUUGGUGAGGUUGCGACACCACCUUCAGACACCGCAUGGAAUUCUGGCUUCAUUGACACUGUGUUUGAGGUGAAUGAAAAGGUGGAUGUACCAGUAAAUUGCACCAGUACGAUAUUCGCCGAGGAAGACUUGAAGACACGUCUCUCCGCAGUGAUCUGUAGUCCAGAGCCGGACGCGUUUAACCCAUGCGAGGAUGUCAUGGGCUACGAAUGGCUACGGGUCUUCGUCUGGUUCGUGGUGCUGGCUGCGCUCUUCGGCAACAUCACUGUCCUCGUGGUCAUGUUAGGAAACCGUCACAAAUUAAACGUAUCCAAGUUCCUAAUGUGUAACUUAGCCUUCGCUGACCUAACCAUGGGGGUGUACAUUCUAAUCUUAGCUGUUAUCGAUAUAAAGACCCUGAAUCAGUAUUUCAACUUUGCGAUUGCUUGGCAGCACGAAGGAGGAUGCCAAGCUGCGGGCUUUAUUACAAUAUUCGCUUGCGAGUUGUCCAUUUACACUCUGACCGUGAUAACAAUGGAGAGGUGGUACGCAAUAAGCCACGCCAUUCACCUCACCAAACGUCUCCGCAUGUCCCAGGCGGUUGUGAUCAUGGUCUUUGGCUGGUGCCUGUCCCUCUCACUCGCCACAUUGCCGCUAGUCGGCGUUAGUGACUUCGGGGCGACCAGUAUUUGUCUCCCGUUUGACACGGAGACAGUGGUGGACCGGGCCUACGUCAUCAGUAUUCUCGUCACCAACGGGUUAGCUUUCAUUCUGAUCUGUGUUUGUUACCUCCAUAUGUACUGCCAAGUCAAAGGGAACAACUCGACCGCCCGCAGCAAUGACACCACCAUUGCGAAGCGCAUGGCGCUACUCGUCUUCACCAACUUCGUCUGCUGGUCUCCAAUUGCAUUCUUCGCGCUCACUGCUGCUGGCGGCUUGCCGCUCAUUGACAUCACAAACUCAAAGAUAUUACUGGUGUUUUUCUACCCUUUGAACUCUUGCAUGAAUCCAUUCUUAUACGCUAUUUUUACAAAGCAGUUCCGUAAAGACUUUGCAGAUUUGUCAAAACGGGUGAGAAAGUGUGGACACCGACAACGACGGAGUAACCGGUAUUACCAUUCGUCAUCCGGGUAUUCGGGAAUGGCCGCCCGGGUGGCCAAUUCUAGGAACAGUAGCACUAUCGUCCAGACGUGUCCACAGGCGCCGCGACAUCCAUCAGACGUGUCUCUCCUCACUCAAAUGACGGACUAUCAGCGCCAUGUUUCAUUCAGCGUCACACCGAAAACAACCCCAAACUCCUCACCCAAGUCAACCCCUACGUGUAGCAGACGAUAUUUCCCGCCGACGUGUGUUCGCGACGUCCCAAUGGCGGUGCUAGAAAAACUCAUGAUGGAGACUCGGAAGUUGAGCGUGGUUCAAGAAACGGGGAUGAGCGAUAGAGAAUCCACUGGGACUGAGCAGGAAGAGUCUUAUAUCCUAUACGAGCGCACUUAUAGGACUAAGUAUGUCCCAAACGGGGCUCCGCAAGGACACUGCGAUGAUCCUGAAAACUGUCCACACCAUGGGCGUAGCAAAGUCCGUAGUGCGAGCGAGUACAACAUCGGUUAUGAGCUAGCGGAAUCCCAGGACCUUGACGGAAAGGAACAACCGAGCAGGUCCAAGAAUAGUGUGACAGACAGCGGUAUCAUGAUGUUAUGGGACAAGGGCAUGAAUGAUCGCCGCGAGAGCUUAGCGGAAAAUGCCGAGGCAGAGAGGGAUAGUACCGCAGUGACCGAAAACAAUAGGCGUUCAAUGCCUGUUUAUUGAAGUCCGAGAUGCUGAAGGUGUUUUACAGUAUUAUUCGUGUCGCAGACAGUAAAUGGUGCCAAUGAUAUGAAGAGUCCCUCCGCAGGGUCCUCGAUAGAAGCACAGUAGUCUUUCAAUGUUCUCAGCAUCUUGCACCCCGAUUCACAAACCCAAAGGACCCUACUAGCCUACUACAUUCGUCAUGAACCACUUUGAUUUCAAAGUCUUCUCUUUUCCAUCAUGCUUUAGAUAAAAAGAGGUUGUAAGGUUAAACCGAUGCGUGUGUAAUAGGAAUAAGUCUUCCAGGAAAACUGUAAGUGUAAUCUUUGCAUAGCGACAGAGACACAUCACCUUUGAUUAAAGACAAUUGUAAUCAGUCGUCCGCGGCAGUAGGCUUACAAUGAAGGUUUCGAAAGAAAGACAGAAGCUCCUCUUUUAUGAUAUCAAUAACAUGUCCACCUUUUACUGUCCCGAUUCCUUUUCAUCAAAACGUGCUGUAAGCGUCGCAUGUGACUUCCUCAUCUCUCUCAUCAUGUUGUCAACACGGUGGAGCAGCCAGGACUGAUUCGGCCUGGCUGUGACUUCCUCAUCUCUCUCACCAUGUUGACAACUUGGCAGAGCAGCCAAGACUGAUUUGGCCUGGCUGUGACUGUCUCAUCUCUCUCACCAUAAUUAUUGUCAACACGGUGGAGCAGCCAGAACUGAUUCGGCCUGGCUGUGACUGUCUCAUCUCUCUCACCAUAUUAACAACUAGGCAGUGCGGCGAAGACUGAUGCCGCCAGGCUGUGACUGUCUUAUCUCUCUCACCAUAUAGACAACUUGGCAGAGCAGCCAAGAC